Papilio xuthus (Asian swallowtail) is the source of this 1158-nucleotide messenger RNA. Its product is annotated as carbonic anhydrase 1. The transcript is spliced from 8 exons. NCBI's taxonomy places the organism in Eukaryota, Metazoa, Arthropoda, Insecta, Lepidoptera, Papilionidae. The coding region runs from base 1 to 882 and encodes 293 amino acids. Gene Ontology annotation, cellular component: cytoplasm. The record is from RefSeq and is a predicted model, not a curated record. Gene Ontology annotation, molecular function: carbonate dehydratase activity; zinc ion binding.
AUGGCAAACUAUAUUAUAUCUAUUCUCUUGUUUACAGAGGAGAGUAAAUGGCCGGGAGAGAAGUGCAGAGUCGGGGGAUCGCGACAGUCGCCCAUCGACAUAAAGCGGUCAGACGUCGUAAAGGACUUUGAUGGUCGUUUCAUCAAAUACGGUGAAGUCGUGCUCUCCGGGUACCAAGCGGUCAUCAUGGCUGCCACAAAUAAUGAAUACACAAUAAUGUUCAGCACAGAAGGCAAUCCUGAUAAUCACCCGACGAUGCGCGGUGGCCCACUGCGACAACCCUAUCGACUGGAACAGAUGCACCUUCAUUGGCUCUCCGAGCACGCCAUAGAUGGUGCAAAAUUUCCUGUUGAAAUCCACUUGGUGCAUGUGCGCUCCGACCUGGACGUGAGGAGUGCGCUUAAGAGGAGAGACGGACUCGCUAUUUUAGCGUUAUUUGGUAAGAUUAUAGAACAAGAUGAGCCUAUGGAGACAGCAUUCGACGAAAUGACAGCUGUUAUCUCAAAGCUGCAGGUCGUCGGCAGCCGCCUCAAAGGCGUAGUGAUGGACUUGACCAAACUAUUCGCUCCCAACACGAGUAUUUACUACACGUACGCUGGUUCUCUGACUUCACCCAUGUGCAACGAGGUCGUCACGUGGAUCCUUUUCCCUGAACAUAUUUAUAUGACAGAAGCACAGUACAACUUGUUAGAAAAGCUUCGCGAAGGGCAGUACAACUACCGCAGUCUGCAGCCGGUGGUGCGGCAGACCGUGUACCAGCCACCAGCGAACUUCCUCAUGGAGCCGCAGAUCGUCACUUCGAUCAAGAAUGCACUCAUCUCUGUAGUAAACUUCUUUACCAAUGUUACGAGCUUCAUGAUGAAAGGUUUUGACACACCUUAGCGUAAGGCCAACGGGUUGGAUAACUUUCAAGCAUCUCCGUCACUUAUAUCGAGUUGGAUAGAUAAAAUAUGGAAAGUUCUGGAGAAACUCAACCCGUGCGCAGAUCCCAAGUCGUAUAUGUGCUCCAAGCUCCGUGGAUUGUGUAAGAAACUCAAUCUACCGGGUAGCACUUGUUAGAAAAGUAGUUAAUACACUAACUUUACUGGACAAGUACAUUUAGCUGCAUAAAUAUGUAAACCCUUACAUAAUUAAAAAAAACUGAUAUAGGUCUUCGGU